This is a messenger RNA of Hyposmocoma kahamanoa, 3093 nucleotides long. It is a transcript of the gene Kat60, whose product is annotated as katanin p60 ATPase-containing subunit A-like 1. The transcript is spliced from 10 exons. NCBI's taxonomy places the organism in Eukaryota, Metazoa, Arthropoda, Insecta, Lepidoptera, Cosmopterigidae. Gene Ontology annotation, cellular component: microtubule cytoskeleton. Bases 258 to 1931 code for a protein of 557 amino acids. The record is from RefSeq and is a predicted model, not a curated record. Gene Ontology annotation, biological process: microtubule severing. Gene Ontology annotation, molecular function: ATP binding; ATP hydrolysis activity; microtubule binding.
AGUGAGACUUUAUUUCAUAUUUCAUUCAUUUCAUCUGUGUGUCGAUUUUUGGUUUGGUGGAAGGAUUGUCGAAAUUGAUAAGUUUGUUUUGCCUCAAAAAUAUGGUCUUAUUUUCAUAAAUCUUAAAUUGGACAAGAGAUAAGAAAAUUGUAAUUCAAAAGUGAAAUUUAAAAGAUUGCAGUUUGUAAGAGUAAUCUUAAUAAUUCCGGAGAAACAAGUCGUAAAAAUGAAAAGUGCCUCUUUAAGAGCAUUGUUUCAUGCAAUUUUACUGGUCUCCGAUUAGAACCGUAAAACUUUUGUCGAGGCAUAGUUACAUGUACGCAGCGGGAAUGACAAUAAUGGCAGUUUCUGUUGGGGAAAUUUGCGAGAACACCAAGCUUGCUCGAGAGAUGGCCCUAAUGGGAAACUACGAUUCCGCGUUAGUGUACUACGAAGGCACUGUCCAGAUGAUCCAUAGGCUCCUCAUCACCAUCGCAGAUCCCACUCGAAAGUCCAAGUGGCAAUUGGUACAACAGCAAAUGGCGCGCGAGUACGAGCAGCUGAAGGCGACCGUGUCAACACUGCAACGAUUCCAACGCGAGGGAGAAAGGGUCGUCACUGGUGCCAAUAUGGAGGAUUUCCCGACUCGCGACCAAAAAUGGCCGCCGGCCCGCCACGAAGUGGACCCCGAUGUAUGGCCGCCACCGCCAGACAGGGACACCUGGCCCGCACCUACCAUCGUUGAACACAAAGGGCCAACAAUGAUAAAGUCAGCGCGUCUAAAGCAGCAGACGCAGCCGGGGAAAAACGCGAGAGUGGAGAAAAAGCAGCCCCUCAACACUCGAAACCCCACCACCUCGCAACGCAAAACCGCCGAUACGCGGAAUCCCAAAACCGCGCCGAAAGGUCAUAGUGCUAAGUUCAAGGACGGAACAAGCAAAGAUCACGGGGGCAAGGAGAAGCAGGACCGCGACAACAACAAUGGUGACACGGACGACGAGAAGCACAAAGAGGAGGAACGGCGAUUCGAGCCGUCUGCGGCCGUCGACAGUGACCUUGUCGAUAUGCUUGAGAGAGAUAUAGUACAAAAGAAUCCCAAUAUCAGAUGGGACGACAUCGCUGACCUGGUCCAAGCUAAGCGUUUGUUAGAAGAAGCCGUCGUAUUGCCUUUGUGGAUGCCAGAUUACUUUAAAGGUAUCCGACGACCUUGGAAAGGAGUUCUAAUGGUGGGUCCCCCGGGGACGGGCAAAACGAUGUUGGCGAAAGCGGUGGCCACCGAAUGCGGGACCACUUUCUUCAACGUUUCCUCAUCCACACUCACCAGCAAGUACCGAGGCGAAUCCGAAAAGCUGGUUCGGUUGUUAUUUGAAAUGGCUCGUUUCUACGCACCGAGCACCAUCUUCAUCGACGAGAUAGACUCGUUGUGCUCGCGCAGAGGGUCGGAUAGCGAGCACGAAGCUUCGCGUCGCGUAAAAUCGGAGCUGCUCGUGCAAAUGGACGGCCUUGGCUCCUCUGAGGAACCCUCCAAGGUGGUAAUGGUGUUAGCAGCGACGAAUUUUCCUUGGGACAUAGACGAAGCGCUACGGCGGCGACUUGAAAAGCGCAUAUACAUUCCAUUGCCCACGCAAGAGGGCCGCCAGGCGUUGCUGAACCUCAAUCUGAGAGAAGUCAAGGUCGACCCAGAGGUAGAUCUUACCGCUAUUGCCAUGAAACUGGACGGUUACUCCGGCGCUGAUAUUACUAACGUUUGCCGGGACGCUUCAAUGAUGUCGAUGCGACGCAAGAUCGCCGGAUUAAAACCCGAGCAGAUCAAACAACUCGCUAAAGAGGAACUAGAUCUCCCUGUGACCAUGCAAGAUUUCAUGGAGGCCCUGUCCAAAUGCAACAAGUCCGUCUCCAAGGGCGACAUACAAAAAUACCUCAACUGGAUGGCCGAGUUCGGCUCGUCUUGAUAGACAGACAAACGAACUUAACCUAUAGGCCCGAGUUAAUUAAUUGCCCGACACUUCCCGGUCUAUGUCAGAAAACGUGACGGCUGAACACAAAACAGCAAUAGAUUAAGUAUAAAACGUAUUCCGUGUUUUACACAAAAAUUCACAAUUCUAAUUAUGAAAAACUGAUAGUUAGGACCUAACACUACUAAAGCUAUUUUAUAAAAGACAACAUUAUUAUCAUACAUUUGCUAUAGAAUAUAUUGUUCAUAAUAAGGUCUGACAAAUAGUUUUUAAUAGUUGAAACUUAAAAAUGCCUUACGUUAGUUUAAGUUGGUCAGAGCAACAAUUGGAAUGUUCCAGUACAUGAUAACAUAUCGAAAACAUACAUAUUUUAAGAAACAUUAAAUCAGUUUGACUUAUUGACAGCCGCAAAAUCUUAACACAGAAAUAUGUAUAAAAACUAUCAUUCUUUAGGUUUAAUUUUGUGAUGUGUGAGACAGUUCGUAUACUAUUAUCGUGUAUAUAAUUAAGAAAGUUAAUACAGCCAUCGUUUUAUGUAAAUAGGCUUUUAAAGAUCACACAAAAAAAUAACGUAUUUCUGUAAACCAUACAGUUCGCCCACCAUGUUUAGAAUAUUCUCUGCUACCCAUUGUAAUGCAUUUAAAUGUAGGUAUUUGUUUGAAUUUGUCAGCUCCAAGGAGUGACUAUUUUAAAUAAUAUCUCUCAGUAUUUGUUAAUAUUUUUUGUUUAGGUAUAUUUAUAAACACGCAAAUUGUACUUAAAUUAGGUUAAUUGCGAUUUGUAGUUUAUUUAUAAUUUUAAUGCCAUAACUAAUUUAUAUGAACUUUUUUAUUUUUAUAACUCUAGUUAGUGUUGAACUCUUUGUGUCGUUGCUUUUCAAUAAUAGUAGCCUAAACCAAAAUGCUUUGUUUUUAUUACUAGAGGUUGUAGUGGGCAGGGUAUAUUUACCUAAACUUCAAGUAAUAGAGACACAUAGAGAUAAUACCUCCCUCUGAAACUCCGGAAUGAUUGAAAAUAAAAGGCAAAACAAAAAGUUAAUAUUUUAUCAUGCAAUUACAAUUAUUUCCUUCUGCUUCCAAAACAUUACUACCGAAAGAAAUAGUUAGUUUAAAAAAUAUAGAAUAAAAUACACAAUAACUCUGGCAAGUCAGAGGGAGGU